Molecule: messenger RNA, 403 nt
Organism: Marmota monax (woodchuck)
Lineage: Eukaryota; Metazoa; Chordata; Mammalia; Rodentia; Sciuridae
Gene: Lmx1a
Product: LIM homeobox transcription factor 1 alpha
Exons: 3
Coding region: 1-402 (133 amino acids)
Source: RefSeq, a predicted model, not a curated record
AUGAAGAAGCUGGCCCGACGGCAGCAGCAGCAGCAACAGGACCAGCAGAACACGCAGCGGCUGAGUUCUGCUCAGACAAAUGGUGGCGGGAGUGCUGGGAUGGAAGGGAUCAUGAACCCCUACACGGCUCUGCCCACCCCGCAGCAGCUGCUGGCCAUCGAGCAGAGCGUCUACAGCUCCGACCCCUUCCGACAGGGCCUCACCCCACCCCAGAUGCCCGGAGAUCACAUGCACCCUUAUGGUGCUGAGCCCCUGUUCCAUGACCUGGAUAGUGACGACACUUCCCUCAGUAACCUGGGUGACUGUUUCCUAGCAACCUCAGAAUCCGGGCCCCUGCAGUCCAGAGUGGGCAACCCCAUUGACCACCUGUACUCCAUGCAGAAUUCGUACUUCACCUCCUGAG